Spinacia oleracea (spinach) is the source of this 3477-nucleotide messenger RNA. RefSeq lists its product as uncharacterized. Lineage: Eukaryota; Viridiplantae; Streptophyta; Magnoliopsida; Caryophyllales; Amaranthaceae. Gene Ontology annotation, molecular function: zinc ion binding. The coding region runs from base 1157 to 3199 and encodes 680 amino acids. The record is from RefSeq and is a predicted model, not a curated record. The transcript is spliced from 5 exons.
UGCAGGGGAGAGAAUGAGGGUUUUGCUUUUCUUGUUUUCUUAUUUUUUUUUUGUUUCACGUGGAAGUAAAGGAGAAGGGAGGAGAGGAGAGUUGUUUUGGGUUUUUGGUUUGGGCUUUGCAAUUGGGCUAGAAUUAGGAGUUUAGUUUUAGGAUUCGAAUCCAAAACCGAAUAGGAUCGUUUUCUAAAUUCAAUCGAUUUUCGUAAUUCAAAUUCGUUUUAACUUAAAAUUCUAAAAUCAUUUUCGAUUUCGUAAAUCGUUGAAAAUAUUAAAAUGUAAUAAAUAAAUAUACGUCAAUUAUAUAUUUAUUACUUAAAAUUCAUAAAUUCUAUUUAAAUAUAAAUAAUGUACGUUAAUAUAUAUUAAUAAAAUUUAUAAAUUUACGGGGGAUUACAACAAUGAUCCUAUCUAUGAUCCUUUUCAUGAUAAAGGGAAGUUGGUCUAUAAGAAGAGUGAGGUAAUUGGAGAAAUUUGUGAUGAUGUGGAGAGUGGUGAAGACUUUGGUUAUGAAGAUGGAGAUUUUGCAGAGACGGGUCAAGGUGGGGAAGAUGAUAAGGAUCUUGACUUCGAAGAAGAAGAAAAUGAACGGAUUAUCAAUGAGGAGUUGCAGUUUGAAUCGGAGAAUAGUGAUGAUGAAUAUAAAACAGCUAGGGAGAGAGUGAAGGCUUGUAAUAAUAAUCUUGUUGAACUAGCUCAACAACUUGAAAGAGAAGCAUAUAAGGGUAAGCUAGGUUCACAACAAGAAGCUGCAGAAAUCGGGGAAGGAGAAGGGCCAAGUGUUGGUGGAUAUGUGAGUGAGUAUGAGGAGAGUGAUGAUGAAAUACACACACCGCCUGAUAGUUCAGAUGAAGAUCUGAAAGUGGGUAGAAAAAUAAGACCGAGACUUCUUGUUAGCCCUCACACCGAUUUCUCACAGUUUAAGUGGAAAGUGGGGCAAAGAUUUGCAACACGAGAUAGUUUCAGACAGGCUGUGGCUAAUUAUGCAGCCUUACAGGGGAGGAAUGUGACAUUUAGAGUUAGCAACAAAAAAAGGCAGCAAAGGUUAGGAGUGAAGUGCGUUGAGAAUUGCCCUUUUUAUGUGUAUGCAUCUUGGGAAUCUAGAAGGGCAACUUUGAUUGUUAAGAGGGUGUUCAGUGAGCAUACAUGCCAUAGAAAUAUGAAGAAGAAUAGACAGUUGAAGGAUAGUUGGGUUGCGAAACAAUUUGUUGAUGUCUUCAAGAGUAGACCACAUUGGCCUGCCAAAGAAAUUAUGGAGUGUAUUAGACGAGCAUAUAAGGUGUUGGUCAAAAGAGAUUUCGCUUACAAGGUCAAAUAUGCAGCUCAUAGGUUGUUACAUGGUUCUAUGCAUGACCAUUACAACAAAGUUGAGAGUUAUGUGGCUGCAUUGAAGGCUUGUAGUCUUGGUACGCACUUAGACUUAGUUACCGAUGUGACUAAGCAACCAUUCCCACCUGUGUUUCAGAGAUUGUUUUGUUGUUUUGAAGGUCUGCAAAAAGGAUGGAAGGAGGGAUGUAGGAAGGUAUUGUGUGUAGAUGCAUGUUUCUUGAAAACAUUUUUAGGUGGAGAACUACUUUCUGCUGUUGGGAGAGAUGGAAAUGAUCAAAUGUUUCCCGUGGCUUGGGCAGCUGUGGAAGGUGAAAACAACCUUUCAUGGGAGUGGUUCUUUGACCAGUUAAAGUCAUGUCUUAAUCUAGGUGAAGGAGAAGGCAUUGCAAUCAUUUCUGAUGAGCAUCAGGCUAUUUUAAAUGGUGUAAAAAAUGUCUUCCCGAAAGCAGAACAUAUGCAUUGUGCUAGACAUAUCUUUGCCUUGUGGCACAAGACCUACAGAGGGGAUGAGAUGAAGCUGCAAUUUUGGAAAAUUGCAAAGGCUUUCAAUCUGGCAGACUACAAUGACGCCUUAGCUGAAUUGGAAGCGAUCAACAUAGAUGCUGCCACUGAUUUUAAAGGAUACAAUCCAAGUUUUUUUUGCAGAGCCUACUUAGAUCCAACCAUCAGGACAAAUGCAAUUACUAACAAUAUGGCAGAAACCUUUAAUGGUUAUAUAAUCCAAGCAAGAACAAAUCAUCUCAUCUACAUGUUAGAAGACAUUAGAGCUGCCCUUAUGCAGAGAAUGGUUUCCAAAAGGCAGGAAAUACAAAAGGCAACGUCUAUCCUUUGCCCAAGGAUUCAAGCACGGUUGGAAGAUGAGAAGCUCAAGGCUGCAAACUGUGAUGUUAUUCCAUCGAGUGAUCACCUCUUCAAUGUUAAUUACUACCUUGAUAAGCUGGUGGUUGACUUAGAAGCAAAAACUUGUACAUGCCGAAAAUGGGAUAUGGUUGGAAUCCCUUGCUGCCAUGCUGUUGCUUGUAUCUACUUCCAGAAUAAAGAAGUUGAGGAGUUUGUUGAUGACUACUAUAAGAGGGAUUCAUACUUGAGUGCUUAUGCAGGCUCCAUUCCACCAUUGGAGGGAGAAAGGCAUUGGCCUAGAAUUCAGAGCCACUUAGACCCACCACCCAUUAAGAUAGGCCCUGGAAGACCUAGAAGAAAUAGGAUUAAGGAUCCUUUUGAAAACCCCAAAAAGCCUGGUUCAUUGAACAAAGUUGGUGUGGAGAUGACAUGUAGUUUGUGUCUUUUCAAAGGGCACAAUAAAAGAAGAUGUCCAAAUAGGGACACAACUAUUCCAAGAGAACCGGCUCCAAAAAGACCAAGGAAUGAUGGCCAACAACCACAUUCAAAGGCAACAUCAAGUUCAACUACUGUUAUUUCUUCUGCACAUCCACAAAACAACACAUUGUCGGUUCAGUUGCAGGAUACACAACCGUCCCAAGCACACCACUCAGCAACUUCCCAACCCAGCCAACUUGGCAAAGGUGGAAGGAUGAUCAGAGUUGGUAAGGGAUCAAGGGGUGGAAGCACCAGUGGCGGAAGAGGGAAAGUAAAUGCAAAUAGUACUGGAAAAGGGAAAGGGGUUGCAAACACAGCAGGAAGAGGAAGAGGGGGUCUGAAUGGAAGUAAAACAGGUCAAGGAAGAGGUAGAGGAAAAGGAAAAAAUCAGGUACCAGUUGGUGUUGGAAUUUACAUCGCAGAUGAUGGUUCAACACUAACAAAUCUUCCUACAAAAUCUGGUAGACCAAGGGGUAGGCCUAGAUUGGUUAACGAGCAACCCAUCUUUGCAAGCCAGCCAAGCCAAGCAUCCACUCUAUGUCAACCAACUCAGUAAAUGGAUGAAAAAUCAACAACUUAUCUAACUUUUUGAAACCAAAACAUAUCAGUUAUAUUUUGAAAUUCACCAGUUCUAACGUCCAAGAUUUAACUGGUUUUCAAGUGUUUUUUGCUCGUAUAUUUAACCUUGGAGAAUGCCAUUGAGUUUGUUGGAACUUAGAUUGUAUUUUGACAUUUUUUUGGACCUUGUGUUAUUUGUUUAAUUUGGCACAUUCUGUAGCAUUAUUAGGGGUGAAAAAAACCCGAUUCGACUCAACACGAUCCCUAGUUUGACUA